AUGAUUCUGGCACCUCAAACCUGUGUCCAUACGAGUUCCGACAUCAUCAAUGGCCGCGGUGGACGUUUUGGCUUCCAGAGCAAGCUGGAGAGAAAGCAGCUCCGACGGCCCAGGCCACCACUCCUCGACGACUGGUCCUGCACGGCCCCCUUCCAAACUCGACGACACAUCGGCGAACCGCUGCGGGUUCCGGAUCACGCACCAAAAUGGCUACGUGCACUGCCAGCCGUGCGCCCAAGGGCAGAUGGCCCCUGUGACGGACCAAGCGCGAGCGACACGGAAUAUCUCGCACGCCGGCAAGUGUCAGGCUUCUCCCACGGCCCCUCACCGCCCUCAUCCAAAACCCCUCAGCGAGAUGGAUCCCGAUCUGGGAGAGACCUGUUCCACGACCCUACCAAGGACAUCAUCGUCGAUUGGAAUUCGCAAGAUGGUAUCGUAUAUCAAGCGAAAAAGAAGAAGAAACAGGCGGCAGCUGCCUCCAAUAAAUGGUUUGACGAUGGCAACGGAGAAAAGAAGGAGGGGAACGGCGAUGAGAAUGGCGAAGACAAACGUGAUGAUGCGGCUGACGGCGGCAGUGCUGGCGCUGGCAAAGGGGAUGGCGAAGGCGACGGCGAUGGCGACGGCGACGGCGAUAAAGACAAAGACGGCGCCGCUGACGCAGAUCCCGACGACGAGUGGGGUACCACCGUCAAGUCCAAGAAGAAGAAGGGCAAGAAAGGGGCCGCCAACCAAGCGGCAGACGCAAGCACUGACAUGCCCAGCACUGAUACAGGCCUGGACGCAUUUCACGACAUAAAACUAGGGGACGAUGGCGGCAAGAUUGACUUGAAUUUUAGUUCGGGAAACCCAAAAAAUUCUGUCGGAAACUGGGGCACGAAAUGGAAUACUGGUGGGAGCAGCUGGGAUUGGUCUGGUGGUGGUGGUGGUGGUGGCAACGAGGGCGAGGCAGAGAACGAGAAGAAAACCGAGCUGGACAAUGCCUGGGGCGUUGCUGGUGGAAAGGCAAAGAAGAAGAACAAGACCACCUUCAUAUUUGACUCCACCGCUGAUACCAAGGAGAACGAGGGGCUAGAUGCCAAAGAGGAGGCGAAGGACGACGACUUUGGUUUCACCGUCAGUACCAAAAAGGACCGCAAGAAGAAAAAUAACGCUUUGAGUGAGACGGUAGAAGAAACCAACAUCGGGUCCUCAGACGCCAAGAAGGCAUCAGAUCCUUGGGGAUGGACUUCGACUACGAAGAACAAGGGAACCCAAGGUGAUGCUGAGCCUGACGUCAAACUUACCGCCGAAUCCAACUCGGCUUCCCCGGAAGAUGACCUGUUCGCUCUCGUUACCAUCAAGGGCAAAAAGAAGAAAGGCACCGCUGCAGCCGUGGACAAGGAUCCACCCUCAGUCAGCGAGCCCGCGCCAGAACCCGCGCCAGAACCCGCGCCAGAUCCAGAAGUGGACAAGAAGGAGGAUGCAGUCGACGACGGUUGGGAUACGUGGGGCACAUCCAAGAAAGCGAAGAAGAAAAAGAAGGGGGCGGCAUUGGACGAUCCGCCUGCCCCUGAUCCUCCUGCUGAUCCACCCGCCCCCCCGGCGGAAACUGAGCCGGAUGACGUUUGGGGGACGGUGACGACCAAGAAGGGCAAGAAGGCCAAGGGCAAACUUACAGAACCAAAGCCAGACCCACCUCAAGCGCCGGAACCAGCAGCCGGGAAACCAGAGGAAGAUAUCUGGGGGUUCGGUUCCAAAUCCACGUCGAAGAAAGAUGGGAAAAAAAAGAAAGCCUCCAUCUGGAACGACGUGGAUAACGCGGGAGAGCCCGAGCCGCCAGCACAAAACCUCAACGACGAUGACUCCUCCAAGGACAAGGACGACGACAAACUUCCAUCCUCAUCUGAGCCCGAGAAGGAUCCGAAUGCGGAAACGGAAAAGAAGGAAGAAGAUGACUUUUGGACCAGCCUCGGCACGUCCAAGAAAGACAAGAAGAAGAAAAAGAAGGGCAAUGCGGUAGACCCUACCCCGCCGCCACCUCCUCCGGAACCGGAACCUCUGCCAGACGCCGAACCGCUGGUCGAAGAACCUGCGGCAGAACUGAAGAAUGACGAGGACGAUCCCUGGACUAGCUUCUCAACAAAAAAGGACAAGAAGAAGAAGUCGAAGGGCGCGGAAGAAGGUGGAGCCAAGGGCACGUUCGACGCUUGGGGCGGAAGCUCCAAGGACGACAAGAAGAAGAGCUCUCUCAUGACAAGCUUCGGGGGUUCACCCAAGGAGAUACCUAACGCAGUGGAGCGCAAAGAUAAUGACGAGCCCAAGUCUAGGGAGGAGGCCUCGAAAAUCAAGACUACCGCCGACGGCGACUUUUUUUCCUCCUGGGAAACCGACAAAAAGGACAAGAAAGACAAGAAGGAGAUAAAGGAUAAGAAGGACAAGAAGGAUAAGAAAAACAAGAAUGUAGAUGAUUCCUCCUGGGACCAGGCAGAUAGCACUGAAGCGCCCGCCGACACUAUCUGGGGCAAAGUGGCCAGCAAGGACAAGUCGAACCGCGAGUCUGCGGAGGUUAAAGACGAUAUUACUGGAGACCCCGAAACUACCACGUGGGACGAGCCGUCGUCCAACACCAAGUCGCAGGAUAUCGAUGAUGAGGAGGGGGGCGAGAAGAGCAUCGAGAAGUCGAAGAAAGAGAAGGAACCCAAGCUAAGCAGCAAGGAACUGAAAAAGCUGGAGAAGGAGCAGAAAAGGGCCGAGAAGGCCGCGAAGGCCGAGAAGGAGCGGCUCGAACAGGAGGCUCGAGAGUCCGCCGAACGAGAGGCAGAGCAGAAGGCCGCACGAGAGGCCGAAGAGAAAGCCGCACAAGCGGCUGAGGAGAAAGCCCGCAUUGAGGAAGAAAUUCCCCGCCUCGAGGACAAUUCUUCAGAGAUGCUUGAGGAAGAAGAGCUUGCUGCGCUGACGGAGAAAAAGGCCAAGAGGGGCAAACUGACAAAGAAGGAUACAGAAAGGUUCAACCGCUUAACAGAGAAUAUUGACAAGAGAGCGCAGGAGAAAUCCGCCAAAGAGCUUGAAGAACAGGCCAACCGAGAGGCAGAGGAUGCAACAAAAGCCAACGAGACGGAGGCAGCGAAAACGGCAAAAAAGAGCACCAAGGACAAAGCCACGGGGAAAGAGAAGACAAAGGGGAAGGGUCACUCUCUAGAGCCAGAAUUGGAGCUCAAGCCGGAGGAAGUAGAAGACCUUUUGGCCGCCCACGAUAAGACAACAAACGAUGCUUUCAGCUUCUGGGGCAUCAGCGGAGGCUCCAAGAAGUCCAAGAAAGUCCUGGACGAUGCCCCGGAUGGCAAAGAUAUGGCCUCCCCGCUCAAGGCCAAUGAUAGCUUGUCAGGGAAGGUGAUGGCACGGAAGCCCGUGGCAGGUACAAUCGCAGACAAGCUCAAGACGUUUGAGGCGAAGGUAGAAGCACCGCCUACCCCCGCCCCGUUACCUCCAUCUCCGCCCUCGAAACCCGCCAAGGAGGACAAGAAGGGUUCCAAGAAGGUAUCCAAGGGUGUCGGCGACAACGAGCAAGACAGGUCGAUGAAGAAAACCGAAAGGUCCUCCGAGCUUCCCGGUAGCUUCCCGGCAGACGAGGAGGUUGAGUUAGACGCAGCCUCUUCCGCUGACAUGGCGACCAAGGACAAGUCCAGGAAGAGCAGCACCAAGAGCAAGUCGAAGCCUGAUAAUGGGGCAUCGCCACGGACCCCGGCUCCGGAAGCGCCGUCGACUUCUCCGCCCGGGUCCAAGCCAUCGAAAAAGGAACGGCCCAAGAUCAAGGAGGACGGGGCUUCGUGGGCCCGAUGGAACGCAGCUCCGCCGCGCAAGGAUGACAAGAAUGCGUCCUCCAAGUCGAAACCCUCCAGGUCGGCGUCCAAGAGGUCAGCGGAGAAGCCAUCGCCUAAGGACGCAGGACCGGAUAAACAAGAGCGCCCCGAAAGAGCCGAGAAAACGCCAGCGAGGCCCCGGGGUUCUGGUAUAUUCAGCACCCCCCCUGUCUCCCGGUCCAUUUCCACGCGAGAGAAGCGGACGACGGGUAGUAGUGGAAAGUCGUCACGUCGGCACUCUGUUGACCUGCACGGGCUACCCACCCCACCUCCAGAAAUCAUGCCGGAGGUCUCGUCCAAGGCCGCCAAAAUUUUGGGCGUCAGCAAGUCAAGUAGCAAGAGGAAGUCUCGCAAGUCCCCACCUAGGGAUCAAGACGAAAUUGUCAUGGCUGGUGCUCUCGACCCCGAUGCUCCGCUUCCGCGACGGGAGAAGCGACGAUCCAAGAGGUCGCAAGACGAAGACAUUGUCAUGGUGGAUGCCGGGGGCCCGUCCGAACCCCCUUUGAAACGGGGUGCUGCGCCGUCGAAAAAGUCCGGCUUCGCCAGUAUUUUCGGCGGACUCAUGACGCCCAAGUCGGCAAAACAUGAAGCAAACAUUGACACCGGUGUCAUAGGUGACACCGACGGGGAAGCUCGUGCAUCUGCACGUAGACCUCGGAGGAGCGAACGAGAUGCGCCGGAGAAGGCCAGCGAAGAAGGGGCGCGUUCGAAGGACGUUGGCCAGCGUGAUCGACGACGAUACCGCGAAAGCGAUGACGAGGCACGCAAACUGGAGGCAAAGGAGGCCCGCCGGGCUGAGAGGCGCGCAGCCCGCCAGCGCGAGGAAGAGGAACGCCGCGCCAGCGAAGAGCGAGAAAUUCGACGCGCCGAACGACGUCGGUUGCGAAAGGAAAAGGAAGCUGCCGCUCUAGCUGCCGAAAGAGAAGCCGAGGCACGGCGAGCGGCCAAGCAGGAACGUCGUCAGUCUCUACACGGUGACGGCACGGAAGACGAGGCCGAACGGCGACGUCGACGGGACGCACGUCGCGCCGCUAGGGCCGAGGAGGGCGGCGAAAGCCAGAAGCCACGAGGCAGUCGUCGGCAUGGCCACGAAUCGGGAGAUGACCAAGUCUAUGCGCGCAGCGACCGUCGACGCGACAACAAGUAUGAGACAGCGGCCUGGCCACACUCGGGGACGUCGUCAUGGGUCAAGGACCACUUGGACGCUCCACCCCCGCCGGAGGAAGAGGAGCAGGCCAGCCGUGAGGCUCGACGAGCCAGGCGUCGAGCAAGGGCAGGGGAUGGCCCGGCAGACGAAACAGACGACUCACGACGACGGAGGAGGCGGGAAGACCGCGAGAGGGAGGCGCGUCUCGGUGCAUCCGAGGGAAGUGACGAGCGUUAUCACAGCCGACGAAGUUCAGCGUUCAUGGACACGACUCCCCGAAGCAGCAGCUGGUGGAAGAAGAUAACCGGCUAA
Messenger RNA from Drechmeria coniospora, 5298 nucleotides. RefSeq lists its product as uncharacterized. Bases 1 to 5298 code for a protein of 1765 amino acids. The record is from RefSeq and is a predicted model, not a curated record. Lineage: Eukaryota; Fungi; Ascomycota; Sordariomycetes; Hypocreales; Ophiocordycipitaceae. The transcript has 4 exons.